ACACACACACACACACACACACACACGAUCACACAGGGUGCUCAUUCACUCUCAUUCAACACCGUGUCAGCACAGCACUUUCAUAUCCAACACACACUCGCACACACUCACACACACUCUUUCUUGCUGGGCGUUUGAUUUGACCUACAUUGUCCUCUUUGAGUCUUUCGAAAGCCCGUUCUCCUUUAGCUCUUGGUACAGCGCAACCAGAGCAUUUCAUACAUACACAGACAAUCGGGCCUAGAUGUCAGGCGAGAGCUUGGAUGGCUUUGCGGCUUGCAAGUCACCACUUGCUGCUGAACGACUCUUGGCAAUAGAAGCAUAUGGGAACGGCAACAACGACACCAACCACCCGCUUCCGCAGACCCUCGAAACCUACGUCGAGGCUCUCGGAUGCGACGAAGCAAGGCACGCUCUGCACGCUGGUACAGGCGACAUCGAGGACACCGCGAUCGGACAGGCAGAGGUGGACACACCACCUGACACGAGCAAGCACGCAAAUCCCAGCACGAUGGAGUUCUUGGAGCUGAAGCAGCAGCAGAGCGGAUGCGUGCAAGUUGGUGCUGCCUUCAAGUCACAGCACUCAGGCAGCGCGCGUGCCAGAGAUGGCAAUCAACAGCCACCCCCUUCCCAUGCCCAACCGCACCUUGCCAUUGGUCAGGCCCAACAGCAGCAUGUGGAUGCCAACCACUACUUCAACUACCCUCCCCGCAACCACUUCUUCUACCCUCUUGGAAGCAGUGCUGAAAGCGGCGUGAGCGGCCUGAGCAACGUGAGUGACGUCGGAUACGGUGUGGUCCACACACACCACCAACAGCAACAGCAACAAAAGUACCUACUGCAAGACCAGCAACAGCAGCAGCAGCGCUUGCUGCAGGAUCAAGGCGAGGACGAUGAAGGGCUGGCAGUUGGUGGGCUGGCGGAACAUGGCCUGUUGGUGAACGAAGCACAGCAACAAGGAACACAACAAGGAACACAACAAGGAACACAACAAGGAACACAACAAGGAACGCAACAAGGAACACAACAAGGAACGCAACAAGGAACGCAACAAGGAACGCAAGAGGAGCGCCACCACCGUCAACCACAUCUACAACGUCAACAGCAGUGUCUGCCACAAGAGGCACAUGGGCACUCGCAACUGCAGCUUCCUCGUGCCCAGCCGGAGCAACAACAACACCAGCAGCACUUGAAACAUCGGCAGGAGCAAAUUGUCGCGCCACGCGCAGCAGCGGCAGCGUGUGUGCAAAGCGAACCCGCGUAUGUACCGGGCCCCUUCUCCCUACCCCUGCUUCCCUCCAUGUCGUGCGAUGAAGCAGAGCUGCGACUCAUAACGAUUCGACCACAACCCGGCGCCUUUAUCAUUCGCGAGCACCCAAGCAGUGAAGAGCCCAUCAUCACCCUGGCGGUGACACCUCAUCGCAUCGAGCACCACACCCUCCACCGCGACCCGCGGGGCCUGUACAUGAUGGAUGGACAGCGGCUCUCACAGCCGUGCACCACGCUUCUCGGCGUUAUUGCACACUUGCAAGAACACAGCGAAACCAUGUCCUGUGAGCUGGGCAACAUGGUUGAGCUGGAAGGGUUUGGCGAGACGGAUGUUGACGCAGCACCAAAGGAGUCAUACGACACGUACAUUGCACAGCUGGACUUUUCCACAGGCAUGUCUGAGAGCGAUCUGGGCGUGUUUGCUGCUUACGGAUCAGACUUGCCCGCAAGCAUCUUUCAACAGGAUGCACCGACGUCAUCAUCACCAUCAACAGCAACAGCCUCAGCAACAGCAGCAACAGCGUCCACCACGCGUAGAAGUUUCUCGUCGCGCCAGAAGUCUCCGACGUGGGCUGCCACCCGCCCGUGCGUCCUGGCAGCGGUGGUCAUCACAAUGGUUGUCGUUGCUGGCAGCAUUGGCGUUGGCGUGCAUGUUGCCACCUCGCAAAGCGCGCGCACACCCCCUGUCCUUGACUGCGCGUGCCAGCAGAGCCGUGCCCUGUUCGCGUCGCAAGGCGUGGUGGAAGCCUCGUCCGUGUUCCUCAACGCUGCGUGUCCGGAGUUUGCGCACCUGCAGCGUGUGCUUGGGGAUGUGUACGUCGACAGCAGUGUGACAGCGGUGGACUUUGGGUCCAUCACCUCUAUUGGCGGGAGCGUCGUUGUGACGGGCGCUGCGCUUGACGCCUAUCGUCAGUUUGACACUCAAGGUGCCAGCGAAGGCGGUGGCGGCGGCGACGAUGGGCAUGGUGGGGGUGGUGGGGCUGAUCAAGGCCACAGCCACGGCCACGGUGGGGCAUGGCUUGCGCACGUUCCCGGCUUUCACGGUAGCGGCAGCUUGGACAACGAUAACACCCUCAGCGACAGCUUCAACACCAACACCGCUGCUGAUGCGGCACAUGAUGGCAUCCACAAGACACGACGUCCCUCUGCUACCAGCACCUCUGUCCCCGGCACUGGCACGAGUGCGUUGGUGUCGCUCACGUUCAACCAGGUCACCAUGGUUGGCGGUGACAUUGUCAUCUGCUGUGCCAACGCGCUGGCAGAGGUGGACGUUGGCGCCCUGCACACCGUGGCUGGCAGCGUCGUUGUUCGUGGCACGUCGCUACCGUCAUUGAGCUUUCGCAACGUGAGCACGGUCCUGGGCUGUGUUGAGGUGGGCAGCAACGCCAUGCUAACGGCAGUGGACUUUGGGUCCCUCGCACACGUCGGGCAGUGGCUGAGCAUCAGCAGCAACAGCAUCACCACCGUCGACUUUCAGUCCCUCUCCAUGAUCGGGGGCGAGGUUGACCUGACCGGCAAUCCACUGCAGGCGCUCGCGUUUGGCGAACUCGCAGACGUGGGGGCGCACAUCCACAUCACGGACGCAGCGGCCACCACUCUCAACGACGGCAUGUUGGGCGGGCUUGACCUGACCUCAGGCAGCAUGCGCGCAGUUGACUUUGGCACGCGCAUCAAGUACGUGAAGAGGAGCGUGGAUCUGGUGAACAACGACCUUGCCAGCAUCACGUUUGGCGCGGUCACGCAUGUGAGCGGAUACGUCAACCUGCAAGGGAACAGCAACCUCCAGCGCAUUGACUUUGCGUCCCUGCUGAGUAUCUCGGGUGGGCUGCACCUCCCAGGCGUCAAGUUGACCGGCAUUGACUUUGGGCAGCUCGAGCGCAUUGGUGGCUAUCUUGACAUAUAUGACACGGCGCUCUCCACCAUCAGCUUUGCACCCAUCACCUCCAUUGGCGGUAGUGUGUACCUGUUCAGCAACAACCUCACCAGCAUUGACUUUGACGGCCUGCGUCGUGUUGACGGCAGCAUGUUUCUUGCCGACAACAGGCUGACGCAGCUGCACUUUGCACAGCUCACAGACGUGCGUGGCAGUGUGCAUGCCACCGACAAUGCCAUCACCAGCGUCACCUUCAGCACACCCGCGCCCUCCACGAUCGCCGGCACGCUCGACCUCUCCAACAACGCCAUCACGCGAAUCGACUUUGGCGGGUUGGUGGCCAUUGACGGUGACCUGGUGCUGCGCAACAACAACCUGCACACCAUCACCUUCGGUCGCAUCGCCAGCAUUGCAGGUCGCAUUGAGCUCGAUAACGCUGGGCCGCUCACCCACAUCGACUGCCAGCACCUUGGCUCGUGCGUUUGCGCCGACGACCAUGUCACCCUGACCAACUGCCCUCCUCGUUGCAGGAUGCCUGGAUGA
Salpingoeca rosetta is the source of this 3685-nucleotide messenger RNA. RefSeq lists its product as uncharacterized. Bases 245 to 3685 code for a protein of 1146 amino acids. The record is from RefSeq and is a predicted model, not a curated record. Gene Ontology annotation, cellular component: cell wall; plasma membrane. Lineage: Eukaryota; Choanoflagellata; Craspedida; Salpingoecidae. The transcript has 5 exons.